Molecule: messenger RNA, 3486 nt
Organism: Nymphalis io (European peacock)
Lineage: Eukaryota; Metazoa; Arthropoda; Insecta; Lepidoptera; Nymphalidae
Product: reticulocalbin-2
Exons: 7
Coding region: 171-1133 (320 amino acids)
Cellular component (GO): endoplasmic reticulum
Molecular function (GO): calcium ion binding
Source: RefSeq, a predicted model, not a curated record
UCGGGCUGCAAACUGUCUGCCAUCGACUGUCAUCUGAUAUAUAUUUUAUUUACAGAUACGAUGUUCGAAUGUUAUUUUUAAGAAGAAAGAAAUAAAAUGAGUAUAGAUAGCUGAAAUAUUGUGAGAAAACGAAGCAAAUAAACAUUUAAAGUGAUAAUUGAAUGUAAACUAUGUCAAAACAAUAUUAUAUUACGCUGACGCUAUUAUUGACGCCAAAUAUUUUGCUAUGUGCAACGGCGGCCGUUCACAGUCACAGCAUCGAUAAUACGGAACGAGAGUCGGACGGCGCGUACCGGCCGAGAGACUACGAGCACUAUAACGACGCCGGUCAUAACGUGGAGUUCGAUCACGAAGCGAUACUAGGUAGCGUCAGGGAGGCAGAAGAAUAUGACUUGCUCAGUCCUGAGGAGGCGAAGCGGCGGUUCGCGCUUCUACUACCGAAAAUGGACUUAAAUGGGGAUUCCUAUGUUGACCAUUCUGAGCUUAAGAAGUGGAUCCUGAACUCUUUUAUAAAGUUAUCACAAGAGGAAGCCGAGGAGCGCAUGUCAGAAGCAGACAGCAACCAAGAUGGACAGGUCACAUGGUCGGAGUAUCUCAAGGACGCGUUCGGAGUCAGCACUGAGGACGAACUGGACUCUGAGGAUAUCGGAGACACGGGCAUGUUGGUGCGCGAGGAGAAGGCGAUGUGGCGCGCCGCCGACCGCGACGCCGACGGCGCGCUCGACUUCCACGAGUUCGCGGUGUUCUCUAACCCCGAGGAGCACGAGUCGAUGCACGUCUUCCUCGUGAACCAGACGAUACGGGAGAAGGACCUCAACGGGGACGGGCUCAUCAGCUUCCACGAGUACAUCGGAGAAAGGGGCGCGCAGCAGGACCAGGAGUGGGUGAUCGCGGAGCGCGACAAGUUCGACCACGAGCUGGACCGCGACCGCGACGGACUGCUGGCGCCCGACGAGCUGCGCCGCUGGCUCGUGCCCGACAACGACGAGAUAGCGGAGGAGGAAGCAGAGCACCUGAUGGCGACGGCGGACGACGACGGCGACGGUCGGCUGUCCUACCGCGAGCUGCUCGACCACCACGCCGUCUUCGUGGGCGGACAAGACACGCGCGACCGCAUCGACGACGAACUGUAGACCCCCCCCCCCCACACCGGUCAGACGGAUGACAGACGCCCACAGACGUAUCUACGACAACUUGAAUCGUAGAGAAACUUAUAAUCUCAAUGUCUCUCUUUUGACGUUUCAUUAUUCAUAUUACUACUUCCAUGGCACAUUCUAACAACGCAGAAAGCAAGAACACUGACAUUUUCACAAAGUAUGUCUGCCGGAGUCGGUCCGUGUGUUUGCGUACACGAAAUAAUUACUGUUCACUGGAUGUUAAUAUGUUCAUGGACAAAGCAUGGAUUGAUUUUUUUGUGUCUAUGCUGAUGCGUGCAUGCUACGUACGUUGUCUGUAAAAGUCAAUCGAGUCUCACUCUCCCAAUGUCAAAAGUCCUUGUAUUUUCCGAGACGAUAGAACAACCUCUAUCCGACAUAACCGCACCUCGACAUUGUCUUAUGUUUAAUGAAUCAUUGAUGUCAGUUAUGUUGUUCACAUUAAAAUAAGUUUGUUGCACAGGACGAACUUAUGAACUAUCACAUUCUCACGUGGGAGAGUGAAAAGGAUAGCAAGAACUUUAGUUAUAUUCAAUAAAAACGAAUCUAUAUAGUCGGAUAAUAAUAUCAAAUGUAUAUAUAUAAUAUACCAUAUAUAACUCAAAAUAUUUAUUUUUAUAUUCAUAACAUUAAAAUGAAUUACUUUGAAAAUAUAUAUUUAAUGAUGAAUAAAAAUCUUUAUAUACACACCACCUAUGUAUCUCUGUCUUAAUAUACUAGUUAAAGAGAGACAGAAAAUUGUAUAAUACCCAUUUCUUAGCCCUUACCAAUAAAAUAGUCCAAAUAGAAAGAGCUGUCUGUACUCGAGAACUAACAGUGAAAUUCUGGUAUAUUACGAAUAAUGAUUUAUUAUUAUUAUUUUAUUUUUAUUAAAUGAACCUUAAGUGUUGAUAAUAUUAACUAUUCCGAUUUCACGUAUGUAUGUUAUGUGCAUACGCAUAAUUAAGGGAAUAGACAAUUAAUAAUAGUUUAUUUGGUACUGUUUUAUAUACGCGAAUGUUUCGGAGACAAACUCCAAGCCGACUUAGUUUGCGCGUAUUUUUAUCGCCUCACACACAAUACAUUAGUAAUAUCGGAAUAGUUAUUAAAAAUAGUAUCUUGCCAAAUAUAUAUUAAAUAUAGUUAGUAGAAUUGUUAUCAGACUAUAUUUUGUUUGCGGUAUGUAUAAUAUAAUAAUAACAUAUUAUUUUAAUUAUAUUCAGUAAAUUAUAAUUUUACAUAACGUUGUACUUGCAAAUUAAAUUAUUUAAGUGUACUUAAUCAAUCGAAUCUACAAAAGAAAGGCUUCCAUUUUUACAAAAGGGAAAUUUACUUACGAAAGAUAUCGAAUACUAGGUUAGGCAUUUGUAUAAAUUUUUUCACUUAUAGAUGAUAUUGACAUUAUUGAAUAAUUUCAGUAAAAUCAUGUUACAAUCUUUUUCUUUCUUCUUUUUUCUCUUUCUUUCUCAAAAACGUUCAGUGGGUUUGUUGACAUUGUAUUUUUUUUAAAUUAUGUAUGUAUGUUCAACGUUCAAUUUUUAAUAUGUCUUGUUUUUUCCUUUACAUCGAAGCAACGAGUCGUGGUUAUUUUACCACAAUUUAUUUUAAACAUGUUUUAUCCUUAUUAUUAUUAACUGAUUUAUGUGUUAAUAAAUUAUUUUAAUUUAAUUUUAAAACUGUCAGCUUGUAACACAAGAUUGUAAGCACAACCAGACUUGGGCAAAAUGUAAUCUGAUUAAUAAUUAACGAUUACGAUUACAUCAAUCUCAAUUACAGUAUAACUAAAGUGAGUGCCCCAGAGUAUCCUCGCGCGCUCUCUUCCGAGUCAAUCAAGUUAAUCUUUAAUGGUGAUCAAUCACCACUUAUUACACAUUGUAAUCGUAAUCAUUCAUGUGAUUAUUUUAUGCCCAAGUCUGAGCACAACUAAACAAUACUAAUCCAGAAAUCUAUGAUUAAUUAAACUUAUCUAUUAAACAUAAUUAGCAUUUAGUUUAAUAUUUUGUUAGCAUUUCUAAAUUUUUGUAUGUACUUAGAAGAAAUUUAGAGGUUUUUAUACACUGCGACUUAUUAAUGGAUGUUUCUUUUGUUUCUCAAAGUGAGUUUCUGAAAUGCUUAACAAAUAAUAACGUGUGAACAUUUAUUUUAAUGGUUGUGCUCUUUCCAGAAGCUUUGAUUUAAAUUUAUCGGUCAGUAUGUGGAAGAAGGUCAAACUGUGCGACUGAAUUUUAAACCAAAUUCAUCAAAUCGAUGAAACUGUUAUUUUCUUGCACUUGAUGCAAUAAUACAAACUAGUAUAUAUACAUGUUUUUAUUCGUUUUUAAUACAGAAAUGAAAUAAACGCUUUAUCUUAUUA